AUGCCAGAAAUGAUCGAAUGUGAGGGAGAGGGGAAAAACAGGCAGCUCGAUUGGCUGGAGAGAGACACGGCAGUAACAGCAGAAACAGAGUCGGUGGCACUAGGAGACAGAGGAAGAGGUUUAGAGGGGAUAGAGGAGAGUCUGUUGAAGUGCUCUGCAGGAGAAACAGCUCCUCUCCACCCGGCGUGCAGACACACCCAGGUCUCUUCAAUCGACACGGGGAUAAAAGGCUCACCUAUACUCCCUGUUGAGGAUACAAAGACAGAGACGAGGGUUGUAUCAGCGUCUGACCAGCACUGCAGCAAUAACGCUGUGCCUCACAACUCACCGGAGAGUGAAGAGACGGGAGGGGGGACGCCCGUCAGCGGCACCCCAGGGACCAGCACACUCUCUCCAGCCACGGAGAGAGAGAAGAAGGGGGAGAAAGAGAAGGAGUCUGGACACCGGACAGAAGUCCACCACGUAUCUGAUACCUCUCCUUUUCCCCUCUGGGAAAUCACGGGACGUCACUGCCAGGAAGACAACAACACUGCUACUGCCACCGGAUUGGAGAGAGGGGGAAAGGAGGGAGAGGAGGGAAAAAGAGGAGGAGGAGGAAAGGAAGGCGGAGAACAGAGAGGAGGGAGAGGAGGGGAAGCUGCUGCCAGAGAGCAGGUUUCAUUGAGCCAUCUGACAGCGGCGGGCCCCACAGCUAGCAGGGUGUCAUCAGCUGAGAGUGAGACGUGUCAGCCCCCUGACUCUACCACCGCUGCCUUUCCUGUUCCUGUCGACUCAUUACCAUCGUCGCAGUGCUGCUGGGGGGCUGAGCUCAUCGCAGCCUCCUCGACCAUCUUCACAUCUGCCAGCAGCAGCAUCAUCAUCUCUGCUGAUCAGCACGAGGAGACCCGGGACAGCAACAACACAAAGAGGGGCACAGAGACCAAGGAGUCAGGAGACGACGAACUUUGUCUCGAACAGAGUCUGAAGUCAGAAGAGAACAGAGGUACAGAGUCGUCUCAUUUCAAACACAGCCUGAGUCCAGAACUAGAGGAGAAAGGAGGAAGGGUGCCCACAGGACCUGUCCUAGGUCUUAAAGACCACUCUGAGACACAGUUACAGGGCUCCAGAAGAAACACAAAGGGAGGCACAGAGACUGAGGACAGGGUUUGUCUCAAACAGAGCCAGGAGAGAAAGGAGGAUCCAGAAGAGAAAACACAGCAGAGCUCGGCUACAGUUGUGAGCUACGAUCAACCGGUCCAUAUCGACCGCACCAGCACCGAGAGUGAAGCUACACUCCCCAGGUCAGGACAGCCUCAGUCUCAAGGCUUUGGCAGUGGUGUAGUGGAAGGUCCCACCAUGGCUGGAGUUGAAGUGUUCCAGCUGGCUCGGAUGGGCAAUGUAGGGGACAACAGGAAACUAUUUUUCAAAGAUACGGUGAAAGCUGAUGAUAGCUCUUCUAUAGGCCUCAAUGAUGUCUUUGUCUCCCAACCAGCUACUGGACUGGACUGUGCCUCCCUGCCUCCACUGAAGAUACACGAGAACCUUCAUCACCCAGUGACUGAAUCCAGUUUCACCUCCCAUGACUUCCUCAGCUCCAAGAAGCCAGAGAUCCCACCACCACCAGCCGUAAGCCCACCACAAGCAGCUCUAGCUGGAGAUGCUCUUCCAACACUGAACCCACUUGACUUCCAGGAGGAGCCUCAGCGGAAGUCCCAACCAGGAAGAGAUGUCAAAGACCCUGGAAAGGUGUCAGACUCUGGGAAGGGGUCAGAGUCUGGGAAGGGGUCAGAGGAAGGAGAGAAGGAGGGAGGAGAGAAGGAGGGAGGGAAUAAGUAUGGACCAGAUAGAGGAAAAGUAGAAUUGUGCCUGUUAGCUAGGACAGGGCUUCCAGAGACCGCACGUGGAGAUUCUGGAGCAUUAGUAGUCGAAGACAAUAGUAAAAGACUUCAGGACUCCGCUCCUAUAUCUACUCUUAAUGCAGCUGACCCAGACCCAGUCCCAGUCCCAGUCCCAGACUCAGAACAGGUGGAUUUCAAACUUCCUCCUCCUCCUCCUUCUUCUUCAUCCCUCACACCAUCCCCUGCUCAGAAGCAUCUCACCACCACAUCCAGUGAAUCUGUUUUCCAGUUUUUUUUUAAAGAUGCCUUCACCUCUGCUGGACCUGUGUGCAGUGCCCAGUGUCUGUGUGCAGUGCCCAGUGUAGGUUCCCUCUCUAUCCAGCCAGACGGUGGAUCCAGAUCAAACCUCUCUGGAGAUGUGACCUUGAACAACACCACGGCUGUAGUAGUCACUACGAUGCUGAAGACAAAACCGGAUCAGGACCAGCCCGCCAUUCAGGCUGAUCAGCCCACAAGCCAAUUAGACCAAUCAGACCAAUCAAUUCGCCAUGACCUUCCUGUCACAGAUCAUAUGGAGACCAGAGAGAGGCCGCCACAGACUCCACAAUCUUCUAGAGACCCUCCCUCUGUGGCUUACACUAUGGCUGGGGACAGACUUGAGGUUGGAACCGGGGCCGAAGUUGUGCUAGAGACUGGGCUUCGUAUUCCAGAGAUGAAAGUCCCUGACCAAUCCCCUUCAGAUCCUAUGAAGAGUAGAGAGGGGCCUCAGAGUACAAACAUCCCUUCUUUGGAUUUGGCUAAGGCUGAAGAUGAGGCAACGACGGUGGCUGGAGCUGAGGCUGAAGAGGAGGCAUCGAACACGGCUGGAGCUGAGGUUGAAGAUGAGGCAACGACUGUGGCUGGAGCUGAGGCUGAAGAGGAGGCAACGAACACGGCUGGAGCUGAGGCUGAAGUUAAGACAGUGACUGAGGCUAGUAUUCCAAAGGUAACAGUCUUUGACCUGUGCUCUCCUAUACUGAGGGAUCAAUCAAAUAGCAUUGGACCAAUAGUGAUACUGAAGCACCCAGGUCCCAUGCUGAGUCACUAUGACAUCAUCGAACUUCCUGAUCAUGUGACAGGGGAAAUGACACCACUCCCUGAUCAUGUGAUACAGGAAGUGACACAGGCAGCAUCUGCAAUACUGGAUUCAGAGUAUAGAGAUUAUCUGAGACACAGGGAGGAAGAGGAAGUUCAUGAGACUGGCAGCAGUGUUGACAAGGGAUCACUGGCUGAAAAGGUUAAAGAGGAGGUUAGUGAGAAGCUUCCGGAAAAAAUCCCCAUCUCUAAAUCACCCUCUCAGCCUCAGACCACAACAGUAUCAACAGCUGGAUCUGAUAACACCAUUCCUGAGCCCAAGGUAGAAGAGCCUCUUAGGGUUAAUCUAUUCAGUGGCGCCGCAUCCAUUAAUGAUGAGGUCAUCGGUGUGGGUUUGUCCAUUAAAGAUGACAUCAUACAUGUCAGCCCACCACUCAGUGCUGAGCAGCCAAUAAGCAGCCAGCCUUUCAAUGAAAUAGAGGAGGACAAGCAGAAAGGAAAAUGGAAUCAGACAAGUACACAACAGCAGAGUAAUGGGACUGAUAAGAAAGCAGGAGAGCCAAUCAGAGAUACCGGAUAUCAGCAUUUGGAACAGGAGCAGACACAACCACUGACAGAAUCACAAACAGUAGCUCUCCAUGAGGAGAGAGAUGAGAGGAGUGAAAUAACAGACAUCGGAGUCAAUGGGCCUUCUCAUAACCGUUUCUUCUUAGAGUGGCGUGGUGGUGAUGUGCAGGGAGACAACGCGGGGACAGUUAACGCUGAGGAGCAAACGGGAAGACCGAGUGUCAGAACAGGUAAAGGAGAGGACACGACCUCAUCUGACCCCAGCCUGGCUCCUUUUGGCUCGUCUAAGGAUGAGCUUUGUUCCAGUGGAGACUGUAGCUAUUCAUCCUCUCCCUCUGCGUUAGAACAAAGUCUCUACCCCACGCUGCCGGUGCCAGCAACAGUGAAGACACAGGAGCCCUGCGAAGAGACUAGAGACCCCUUUGUACCCGAUUCGACUGAAAAUGCAGCCCUUAACCAAUCAGAUUCAGUGAUUCGUCUGAACCGUUUUGCUCGGCAACAGGAACAAGGACAGCAGCAGGAAAGGCCAGGAUCCAGUACUGCCUCAGAGGACUUAUCAUGUGGUCGUUUAGUUAGACGUGAUGGAGGAGGAGAAUCAGACGACAACAAACGCACCGAGUCCCUCACAGCUUCAACACUGUUGCCGGGGGUAACACAGGGAGCGGAGAAGACCCUGGGCGGUCAGGAAGAGAACGGCAAGUCAGGUGACUGCAACUAUGAUGUCAUCGACAGAGAGAGAGGUCUGGACACAGGGGAGGGAGUGGGGAAAAUUACUUCUCCUGUAAGGGACUAUGGAGUCAGUAUCCCUUUUCAUAGCUUCAACCUUAGUCGUGAAGGAGUCAAUAUGCCUUCUCAUAGUCACAAUCAGUUCUUUUUAGACUUGGGUAGUGGGGAUGUGGAGAGAGACAGCAACACAGGGACUGUGGUAAAAGUCCCUGAUGGUAAUGAAGAGACGACAGGUGAAAUCCAAAACACUGGGCCCGGAGAAGUCCAUGUCCUGUCGGAUUCAAACCGCUCAGAGCUCAAGUCAAAAGGUCUGUCGGCGACGGAUGAGGAGAAUGUUGAGGCUAAGAGUCAGAGAACUGGUGUUAUAACACCGACUCGUCAAGAGCAUUGCAGCGAAACAGAGAACACUGCAGCCCCCGUCGAAACGGAUUCACACCAAGAUGAAACCACACCGCUGGAAUCUCCUGCCUCAUCAUCGUCGUCUUCUUCACAGGGAAGAGUCAGCGCCGAGGGGCAUGGGGUUCACAAGGAGGAGGUCAUACCACAUAAUCCAGACAUGGGGCCCAAACCUAACCCCGCCUCAGACCAUCAGACCAAAGUGACUGUCCCUGUCAAACUGACCCCAGACCAGGUCACGGACACUCCUGUCGUAGUGGCUGACACUCACCCUGUUCAGGUCCAAUCCUCUGUACAGGAUGCAGAGUACAAGGCCGUUGAACCAUGUUCAGCUUAUGACGCGGUAAAAAACAGAAACGUUCGUGAUACUCGAGAAAGUCCUGGUCUCAAUGUCGAUCCAGAUCCUCGUGUGGUCCAGAAGGCCUCCGGCACAACAACCACACAAAGCCCCAGAGUAGUACAACUGGCUGACUCAGAGAGAGAGGCCGCGGAGGAGGAUAUUGACGCCUUAAACAGGAAGAAAGAGAAGAGGAUGAAAGCGUUAGAGAAAAGGAUGGAAGAGAGGAAACAAAAGCAGAAGAAAAAGAAGGAGGAAAAACAGAGGCUCUUAGCAGAGGGUGAUGCAGUUCCACAGGAUGCCACAGAACAGACUGGUCCUACCACAGAACAGACUGGUCCUGCCACAGAACAGACUGGUCCUGCCACAGAACAGACUGGUCCUGCCACAGAACAGACUGGUCCUACCACAGAACAGACUGGUCCUGCCACAGAACAGACUGGUCCUACCACAGAACAGACUGGUCCUACCACAGAACAGACAGAGAUGUCAGUCUGGCAGAACCAGGCAGAACCAGAACAGGCAGUACCAGAGGUAGACUGGUUGGCUGCUCUCAGGUCUCAUGCAGCCUCCCUCUCACAGUCCCACCAACAGAACACAGCGGAGUCCUCUGAGAAAACUACAGAACGCAGAAGCUUCCAGCCUUUGGAGCCUCUGGUGUCUCCUGUGGCAGAGUUCCAAUCCCCCUCUGAAGAGACCCCCACCCCACUGGGUCCAGCAGAGACCCCUAGCCCACUGGGUCCAGCAGAGACCCCUACCCUACUGUGUCAGGCAGAGACUCCUACCCUACCGUGUCAGGCAGAGACCCCUACACCACUGGGUCCGGCAGAGACCCCUACCCUACUGGAUAAGGCAGAGACCCCUACCCUGCUGGAUCAGGCAGAGACCCCUACCCUACUGGAUCAGGCAGAGACCCCUACCCCUCUGGAUCAGGCAGAGACCCCUACCCCUCUGGAUCAGGCAGAGACCCCUACCCCUCUGGAUCAGACAGAGACUCCUACCCCACUGUGUCAGGCAGAGACUCCUACACUACUGGGUUUGGCAGAGACCCCUAGCCCACUGGGUCAGGCAGAGACCCCUACCUCACUGGGUCAGGCAGAGACCCUUACCCCACUGGGUCAGGCAGAGACCCCUACCCCACUGGGUCAGGCAGAGACCCCUACACUACUGGGUUUGGCAGAGACCCCUAGCCCACUGGGUCAGGCAGAGACCCCUACCCCACUGUGUCAGGCAGAGACUCCUACACUACUGGGUUCGGCAGAGACCCCUACCCCACUGGGUCAGGCAGAAACCCCUACCCCACUGGGUCAGCCAGAGACCCCUACCCCACUGGGUCAGGCAGAGACCCCUACCCCACUGGGUCAGGCAGAGACCCCUACCCCACUGUGUCAGGCAGAGACCCCUACCCCACUGUGUCAGGCAGAGACUCCUACACUACUGGGUUCGGCAGAGACCCCUACCCCACUGGGUCAGGCAGAGACCCCUACCCCACUGUGUCAGGCAGAGACUCCUACACUACUGGGUUCGGCAGAGACCCCUACCCCACUGGGUCAGGCAGAAACCCCUACCCCACUGGGUCAGGCAGAGACCCCUACCCAACUGGGUCAGGCAGAGGAAGCUACCCCAGUAAGACAGAAAAAGGAGCAGACAGAGGAGCAACCAGCCCAUGAAAAAGAGACCCCAGGACAGACAAUUAGCGGGUCCUCCCUGACAGAGGCUGAGCAGAUUGAGGAGAGGAGUAAGCCUCCUUCUUUCACCUCCUCCUCCCCACCUCCUCCCCCUGUCACCUCCUCCCCACCUCCUCCCCCUGUCACCCACUCCCCACCUCCUCCCCCUGCCACCUCCUCCCCACCUCCUCCCCUGUCACCUCCUCCCCCCACCUCCUCCCCCUGUCACCUCCUCCCAACCUCCUCCCCUGUCACCUCCUCCCAACCUCCUCCCCUGUCACCUCCUCCCCACCUCCUCCCCCUGUCACCUCCUCCCAACCUCCUCCCCUGCCAACCUCCUCCCCACCUCCUCCCACGUCUCCUGGACCAGUCUUCCAGUACCCUCCUGCCCUCCCUACCUACCUUCAGGAAGAUUUCCCCACCCCUCCUCCCACUCGUCAAGAGAGGCUGCCCCCAGAGCUCCAGUCGACUGAGCCCGGCACACCACUUCCUGCAUCCCCCCAGGCUCCAGCAGAAGCCCCAGAAACUCCGGCUUCUUCCCCACCUGCAGCUCUAGCAUCAACCCCGGUUGUCCCGCCUCUACCUGUACCUACACCUUCUGAGAGUCGGGACACCACACUCACCACCACUACAUUCUCUGAACCCCUGACAAAAUCCCCAGCCUCCCUACCUCAACCUCCACCCCGUGAAGAGGACACCAUCUCCACCCCUGCACCCUGUGACCCCUGUGACCCUACACCCAGGUAUGGUUACCUCUAUGUUGCUAUAUUGGACCAGUGUCAUACACACCUACAGUACCAGUCAAAAGUUUGGACACACCUACUUAUUCCAUUAUUUUAUUUUGUAAGAUAAUAGUGAAGACAUCAAAACGAUGAGAUAACACAUAUGGAAUCAUGUAGUAACCAUAAAAGUGUAAAACAAAAAACAAAAACAAAAAAUAUUUUAUAUUUUGAGAUUCUUCAAAGGACAGCUUUGCACACAAGUCAAAUCAAAUCAAAUGUAUAUUUAUAUAGCCCUUCUUACAUCAGCUGAAAUCUCAAAGUGCUGUACAGAAACCCGGCCUAAAACCCCAAACAGUAAGCAAUGCAGGUGUAGAAGCACUUGAAUUACAGAGACUAGCUUCUCCAACAACACGUACCAGUCGCAUCUUAACCACUUC
Molecule: messenger RNA, 7743 nt
Organism: Oncorhynchus nerka (sockeye salmon)
Lineage: Eukaryota; Metazoa; Chordata; Actinopteri; Salmoniformes; Salmonidae
Exons: 6
Coding region: 1-7140 (2379 amino acids)
Source: RefSeq, a predicted model, not a curated record